Ceratina calcarata is the source of this 757-nucleotide messenger RNA. RefSeq lists its product as uncharacterized. The transcript has 2 exons. NCBI's taxonomy places the organism in Eukaryota, Metazoa, Arthropoda, Insecta, Hymenoptera, Apidae. Gene Ontology annotation, molecular function: chitin binding. The record is from RefSeq and is a predicted model, not a curated record. Bases 112 to 456 code for a protein of 114 amino acids. Gene Ontology annotation, cellular component: extracellular region.
UAAGCACGAUGUCAGUCAUCUCAAACGUCAGUUAGUGAAACGUGAUUGAUAGCGUCUAAUCAACUCUACGCAAAAUCAUUGGGAUCUGUUCGUUCUUUGACUUCCUUCAAAAUGCAUCUGACUGUUUACUCGGUAAUCCUCCUCACUUUCUGCAUCUUGUCGUUCGGGUACAAACUGAAUGACAAUUACGUCGAAGUACACGAUAUCGAGAAUAACGCGAUAUCGCAGCAGUUACCACCCGAAGAGCCAGCGAAUCAUUCGUUUCCAACGGUGCCUACGGCUCCAUUGAUUCCGAAGUGCGCAGAAGAAGGGUACUUCAGAGAUCCCUUCAACUGCAGGAAGUUUUAUUACUGCCAGUACGAGAACGCGAUCCCAACUGGUUAUUAUUGCCAGCCAGGAUUAAUAUUCAACACGCUCACCGAUUCCUGUGACGAUCCUGCUUACGUGAACUGUUAACUUUAUGUUCUGCUCGAAAAAUGUUGAACAUUAUUUAUUGAAAUGCGAAUAAAAUCGUCAAGAGGAAGCUGAGAUGAAAUUGAACACAUGACAGAUACAAUGAAUCAUGAUUUUAUUUGUUAUAUAAUAAUAUCUACAAUAAAAAUACCACAUCGUUUGAAAAACAAUUUUCGUUACAAUUAUACAGUGAUUUUAUAUAAUAAUAUAAUAUAUUUAGGUUUUUCAUUCCAAAUAAGAUGUAGCGAUGCGAUACACCUCGCAGUGGGAGUGAGAAAAUACAUUUUUUUUGUUGCAAAUUCCA